UGGUGGAGUGACUGGAGCGCGAGGUUUGAAUGUGGUGUCGUUUCGUGUUCGGUUCAGUAGUGUAGUGUAGGAUAGAUUCACUUAACGUGUCAAGAAAAACAUUCAUAAAUACAUCGAAUUCUCUGUUGUUUUUUUUUGCAAAGGAGUUACAGAGAAAGGUGUGUGUUUGAGAUGAGUGCACCAGGGUAUGUGUCUGAUGAGGAGGAGUGUGUGUUGGAGUCGACGGCGGCUGAUCUGGGCAGUCACACACAUGCCAGACGACUCCAAGCUCCAAUUACAGAGCUGUCAGUCAUUGGAUCUGCAGAAACACACACCCAGCAGUUGAGCAGAGGUGAGCGCAUGGAGGAGAAGCUGCAGGUGUUUCUGCGUGUUCGUCCUCUUACAGAUGCAGAGAGACAGCGUGGAGAAGAUCAGGGCUCUGUGUGUGUGCAGAGUGAAGACACACUAAUCCUGAAGGCCCCUAAAGACUCCCACAGCAUGAAGAGUGCAGAGAGAGGAGUGUCACAUAGUGUACACAAGUUCACCUUCUCAAGGAUUUUCAGGGAAGCAGCAUCUCAACAGGAAGUGUAUGAUCAGGUGAUGAAGGAGAUGGUUCGGGAUGUCCUUCAUGGAGAGAAUCGGCUUCUCUACACGUACGGAGUGACAAACUCGGGCAAGACCUACACUAUUCAGGGCUCAGCAGGUGAAGCUGGUCUACUCCCUCGAGCUAUAGUCUCUGUGUUCACUGCACUGGCAGGACAGCUUUACCCCCAUUCUGACCUGAAACCCAUUCUCAAGCAGGAGGUCCGCCGACUCAGUGAUACAGAGGUCCGCACCGAGGAGGACAAACGCAACGCUCUGCUGCGAGAGGAGGAGGUGUGUAGGCAACGUGGGGGUGCUAGUGCAAGUAUUAGUUGGGACAGUGGGAUCAGUGGGCUUUCAGCCAUCACACGACUGGAAGACUCAGACGGUGUGUGUGUGGACAUAGACGGAGUGGCUGUUGGUGAUGUCACUGUGGAUAAAACGCUGCAGUACAGCGUCUGGGUUUCAUUUUACGAGAUUUAUAACGAGUUUGUUUAUGAUCUGCUGGAACCACCUAUGUCUCAUCACAAACAGAAGAGGAAUACACUGAGGUUGAGUGAUGACAAGCAUGGCAACGUCUAUGUCAAAGAUCUGACCUGGGUGAAUGUACGCAGUGCUGAUGAGGCAUGGCGAGUGCUCAUUGUCGGGCGGAACAACCAGAGCUUUGCCAGCACACACCACAACCACAAUUCCAGCCGCAGUCACAGUGUGUUUACUGUGAGAUUGCUGCAUAUCCAGCCAGAAGCGGGUGGCACACACAUCAGCGAGUUGUGUGUGUGCGACCUGGCUGGUUCUGAGCGCUGUAAAGAUCAGCAGAAUGGAGAGCGGAUGAAGGAGGCGAACAACAUUAACACUUCUUUGCUCACACUGGGACGUUGCAUCAGCGCAAUGAGACACAACCAGACUUAUAGGCAGCGCCCGGCGCAGGUCGUCCCUUUCCGAGACAGUAAACUAACCCGAGUACUGCAGAGUUUCUUCUCGGGACACGGACAUGCCUGCAUGAUGGUCAACAUUAAUUCCUGCAGUUCCAACUACGAUGAGACACUGCAUGCCCUUAAGUUCUCUGCCAUCGCAACACAAUUGGUCCAUGGUCCUGCCUCUAAGAGUCGAGUGGCCUACAUCCUCUCCAUGCUGCGUGAUGACUUGGCCCAUGCGGACAACACCCUGAUGGAGGAGGAUGAAGAGAGUGAUGAAGAGGAUGAUGGCAUAUUCGAGCCUGAGGCUCUGUUAAAGGCGAUUAAUAUUUUAAAACGAGAGGUCCUCCGUCAGCAGCAAGAGAAAGACGAGCUGGAGCUGAAAAUCAGGGAGCAGGUGUUUACAGAGAUGAUGGAGGUCAUCAACCGUAUGCAACUUGAUUUCAGUGAGACGAUGGAGAACGAGCGAGAGCUGAUGGAGACUCGGUGUGAGAACAAAAUCAACAACCUGAAGAGCAGCUUAAAGAACUACUACAGUCAGCAGCUGGAGGAGAAAGAUGAUCAGAUCCAAGAGCUCAGUGCAGCCCUGAGAGAAAAUGAGGGACGAAGUACAGCUUCUAUUUUUCCGUCGCUGGUGGACUGUGACGGACCUCGGCGAUCUCGGCGCAUAGCUUCAUCACACAAUCGCAGCAGCCAGCAUGAAUAUGCAGAGUUGGAAAGCACCAAAGCUGAAUUAGCACAAGUUAAAGCUGACCUGGAGCAGUGCAGAGCUGACCUUGAUCUCAAACAAACAGAGCUUACACUCAAAACACUUGAGCUGAAGCGUUUUCAGGAUCAUCCAGGAACCUCAAGCCUCACUGCAACUGCAGAGCGCAAACUCCUUGAGGGACAGAAGACUCUGAGGCAGUUACGUGCUGAUCUGCAAACUCUGGUGUUGAGGCUGCAGUCUGGAGAGCGAGCGUGCUGUCAUUAUACUGAUGGAGAAAAGCUCCGCACAGCCCUUAACACCGCUGACUCAACACUCAUCAAACAGGAUCAGAUGCUGAUGGAGCUUCAUUCGACUCUGCAGCUCCUUAAAGCUCAGUUACAUCCUAAAGAUGAGACUCGAGCAGAUCUUAAACGACCUUUCACCCCUUCUAGCCCUGUAACCCCUAGCUCCUGCAGUAGGCGGGGCUGUGGUGUUGCUGUGGCAAUGGUGGAGAACCAACCACCGGGCAAGCGAGCAUUCCUGCGUCUCUUCACACCAUCACGUAACAGAAAAAUGCCUCAACAAAAAGCAGAUACCUCAACACCGUACGCCCGCAUACUGCGCUCACGCCAACCCUCUCCCCCACCUACCCCCACCCUCACACGCAGGGGCAGGUUCUAAAGACACCGACCCCACUCCUGAUUGUUCUGACAUUUUAUUAAAGAGUUGCAUGUCAGUUGUUACUUCACAACCCUAAUCCCAUUCUACUGUUUUAAUCUUGCACAACAAUUAUAGGGCUAAUUAACACCUCACUCUGUCUGGGUUGAAGUAGGUGUACAGAGGGUUCUCCAGGACCAGGGUUGGGAACCUGUGCCUGUAAAGCAGAAUGUUUAAUUAGCCAAACUUUGCAGAUUACAGAGCUGCACGUUUUUCCUGUACAUACGUGUUCUAAACUGUACAUUGCUGUCACAUAUCGAGAAUUCAUUAUACUGUUAACUAUUAUUCAGUUUGCUGUUAAGCCUUACUUACAGUAACAAUCUGUUCAAGGAUUUCCUUAAUUUACUACUCAUUCACUGCUCAUUAGUGCCAUGCUACUAAAGGUAAAUAUUACAAUAUUUUGUAAGAUUUUGUAUCCAUCAUCACUUUUUAUUUAACAAUUUAACAACAAUUUUUAUUUAAUCAUUCAUCUGCUUCAUUGACAGAUUAUUGGUUUAUUAUUUAAAGGAUUUUAAAUUCUCUACCAAAAAAAACCCACCCAGUUAAGACAUUAAUAAAUCAGCUGUGGCUAAUCAGUGACUAAUGUGACUUUUAAUGUAAAGUUUGAACUAAACUUUUAUUCCACAUAUAUGGCCAAAUUGAUUUUGUCUCUGGAGUAAAAAUGUGUUCAAUAACAUUUAAAGUUUUAUCGACACAGCACAGUUUGUAUUGUUCUGUAGAAUAUCUUUAAGAGAUUAGCACAAUUAGCCUAGCAUUAUGUAUGUACACUUUUACACAGGGCAUCCUCGAGGCAUUUUAUACCUUUUUAUUUUGUAAUAUUGCAAUGAACCAUUUUUGUAUGCUGCCAGUCAUGUGUAUGGUGUGAUUUAUAUAUUGGUUAUAUAGCAAUUACACAGUCAUACGAUAAACCUGUAUUCAAAUUUUUAUGCACAUGUUUGAGUUCUGUAUAAAAAGAUUGCUGUGGAUUGAAUAAAACACAUUCACAGAUAA
Messenger RNA from Tachysurus fulvidraco (yellow catfish), 3870 nucleotides. RefSeq names its product kinesin family member 20A (gene kif20a). NCBI's taxonomy places the organism in Eukaryota, Metazoa, Chordata, Actinopteri, Siluriformes, Bagridae. The record is from RefSeq and is a predicted model, not a curated record. The transcript has 19 exons. The coding region runs from base 172 to 2844 and encodes 890 amino acids. Gene Ontology annotation, cellular component: microtubule; kinesin complex; nucleus. Gene Ontology annotation, molecular function: microtubule motor activity; microtubule binding; ATP hydrolysis activity. Gene Ontology annotation, biological process: microtubule-based movement.